AUGGCGACAAAAGAAAAGAAGGAGAAGAAGUCCAAGUCUUCCCGAUCGGAAUCGAAGGCUGAAAAGCCUGAGAAGGUCGUCGAGAUCGAAAAGACCAAAACAACAGAAGAUGUCGACAUGGCAGAGACUGAGCCUGCUUCCGCGAUCAAGCGCAAGAUCGAGCUUGAGGAAAUCGAAGUCGAUGUAGACGCCCCCGAGCCCCCAUCCAAGCGCGCAAAGCGUGCACUCAAGAAGGGCAAAGCUUUGCCCGCGAAGCACGAUAGCGACGAGGAGAAGAAGGGCGAGGAUGCCAAAGAUAAGAAGGCCGCCCGGUCGGAACACAGCGUCUGGAUUGGUAACCUGCCUUUCUACGUUACGGCCGUUGAGAUGCGCAAAUGGCUCGUGGAUAACUCUGGCGGUGUCAUUACCGACGAGAUGAUCACUCGCAUCAAGCUACCGACCAACAAGGAGCCCGGCCGAGACAAGAGCGUCAAGCCUACGAAUAAGGGAUUCGCCUACGUCGAUUUUAACGACAUUGGACCCAAGAUCUCUGCCAUCGCUCUUACUGAGAACGACCUCGGUGGCCGAAAACUUCUUAUCAAGGAUGCGACAUCCUUCGAGGGUCGACCCAAGAAGGAGGCCGAGGCUGCUGAGGAGGGUGCUGCCGAUGGCAAGACCAGCCAGGAGCAGAGGCAAGAGACCAACGCCAGUCGCAAGAUCUUUGUGGGUAACAUGGGCUUCAAGACGACCGAUGACGAUCUGUACAGAAACUUUGAAAAGUGCGGCGAGAUCGAGUGGGUCAAGGUUGCUACGUUCGAGGACACUGGCAAGUGCAAGGGCUUUGGUUGGGUCAAGUUCAAGGAGCCCGAGGCUGCUGCGUGGGCUGUCAAGGGUUUCGUCAAGAUCAAGGAGGCAAUUGAGACAGAAGAGGACUUCAAGGACGAGGAAGAGAAAGACAAGUCUCAAGAGAAGCAGUUCAAGACGCGCAAGUGGUGGGUGAACCGAAUCAUGGGCCGCGACCUCAAGAUUGAGCUGGCCGAGGAUGACCAAGCGCGAUACAAGAAGCGUUUUGGCAAGGACAGACAGGCAGUUCCUGAAGGAGAUAGCAAUCCCCGAGGCCGUCCUCCACCACGUAGAAAUGACCGAGGCAACGGUGGAGCGCGCGAGAGGAAGGGUGACGAUGAUGGUGAGGCAAAGGCUCCUAGGGAAGCAAAGCCUCUUAAGGAGGCUGAAGAUAUUGCUGUUGCGAGAUUGACGGGUGCUGUGGUGAAGCAUACGGGUUCCAAGAUGACGUUUGACUAA
Molecule: messenger RNA, 1281 nt
Organism: Fusarium coffeatum
Lineage: Eukaryota; Fungi; Ascomycota; Sordariomycetes; Hypocreales; Nectriaceae
Exons: 1
Coding region: 1-1281 (426 amino acids)
Molecular function (GO): RNA binding
Source: RefSeq, a predicted model, not a curated record